CAGAGGACUCUAGGACCCAGCAGGCGGCGGCAGGAGGCAGUGUGUGGAUCGCUGAGACUCGGAGGGUCCGGCUCAGUUUUAAUUCUCCUCUAAUCUCUGCCACAGCAGCGCUUCCCAGGUCGCGAGGCUUCUGCUCCCGUUCAGCUGCCCGCUGGCCGCCAGGCAAGCAUCCGAGGCGCCUCUGCCCCAUCACCCACCAUGGACAGCCUCCAAGAAAAAGUGGCUCCGGACGCGCUUGCCUGAGAAUUCCGCACAAAAGAGGCGCUCAAAAUGAAGACCUUGAUGCACCAUGGUCUGGCAGUGUGUUUAGUGCUCACUACCAUGUGCACCAGCUUGUUGCUCGUGUACAGCAGCCUCGGCAGCCAGAAGGAGCGGCCCCCGCAGCAGCAGCAGCAGCAGCAGCAACAACAGCAGCAGGCGACUGCCGGCAGCGCGCAGCCAGCAGAGAGCAGUCCCCAGCCACGUAGGACCGCCCCCGCCGGACACCCGCAGUUGGAUGGAUACCUUGGUGUAGCAGACCACAAGCCCCUGAAAAUGCACUGUACCGACUGCGCCCUGGUAACCAGCUCAGGGCACCUGCUGCACAGUCAGCAGGGCCCCCAGAUCGAUCGGACAGAGUGUGUUAUCCGCAUGAACGACGCCCCCACCCGAGGCUACGGGCUCGAUGUGGGCAACCGCACCAGCCUGCGGGUCAUCGCACACUCCAGCAUCCAGAGGAUCCUCCGCAACCGCCAUGACCUGCUCAAUGUGAGCCAGGGCACGGUGUUCAUCUUCUGGGGCCCCAGCAGCUACAUGCGGCGGGAUGGCAAGGGCCAGGUGUACAACAACCUGCAGCUCCUCAGUCAGGUGCUGCCCCGGCUGAAGGCCUUCAUGAUCACACGCCACAAGAUGCUGCAGUUUGAUGAGCUCUUCAAGCAGGAGACCGGCAAAGACAGGAAGAUCUCCAACACUUGGCUGAGCACCGGCUGGUUCACCAUGACAAUCGCCCUGGAGCUCUGUGACAGGAUCGAUGUUUAUGGCAUGGUGCCCCCGGACUUCUGCAGGGAUCCUAAGCACCCUUCAGUACCUUAUCAUUACUAUGAGCCUUCUGGACCCGAUGAAUGUACAAUGUACCUCUCGCACGAGCGAGGACGCAAGGGCAGUCACCACCGUUUUAUCACAGAGAAACGGGUGUUUAAGAACUGGGCACGGACAUUCAACAUUCGCUUUUUCCAGCCAGACUGGAAACCAGAGCCACCUGCUGUGAAUCACGCUGAGGAGAAGCCUGUGUUUUGAGGUAUGAAGUCGUUAGCCCCAAGAGGAAGGAUCUGAACUCCAGGCCGGGAUUGGGAGCUGGACAGUGGUGCGGUUCAGCACCAUGGACAGAAGCCCACAGCCCGAGAAGGGCACAUCCUCAUGAGUACCGAUUCAGUGACACUGCCAUGGUGAGGAACACUCCAGGGUGGAAGUAUUGCCUUCGAAACCGAAACAGGAGCAGCCCAACACCUUUAUUUGCAUUUCUUUACAGACGUCCACGUCAAAAGACUUUUCUAUCAGGUUAUAGCCUAACCUGACCAAUAAUCGGUGUCAUUUGUCACACUCUGUGAUUUGUAAAAGCCUGAAAGAAUGGACAUGAUUCUGAAGAGCACAUCUCCAACGAUUUUCAUAAAGCAAAUGUCUGCUAUUUAUUUAUUGAGAGUUUUUUAGUGUACUCUAGGCAGUAUUUUUAUAGAUUAUGAUUAUGUGGCAAUUUAUGCUCCCGACUCUUUAAUCCUGAAUGGUGGUUGGAAUGUGUAGAAUCAGGCCGAGGACUUACUGAAUUCACAAUGCUUGUUAUUAGCCCGCAAUCAGUGUUGGACGUGGAAAUGUGUGGCAUUGUUUGAACCCCUCGGCUUCAGGCAAAUUGCUCUUUCAAAACAAGAACAGCUAGAACACUUUCUGAUGUACAUAAAUGUUCAAAAGAACAAAACUGAAAACCAAAAACUACAUUAUUAAAACAAAGAGAUGCUAAGGAGAGGGACUUAAAGAUACAGCAGCUCUCUUCAAUAGUAACUGAUACAAGUAAUUUCUCUUUAAGUUCUGCUUUCCUUGUCUUUAGAAUGCACCAGAAGAUCCCUUGAGUUCCUCUUGCAAGUCUAAGAAUGUAUGAGGCCUCUCGCUGGCCUCUAUGAGGAUUAGACAUGUGGACUGAUGGAACUCUGACAGUAUCUGGAAACUGUAAGUCAGGGUGAAGAUGUUAGGGUCCCCUGGGUAGGAAUCAGUUUUCUUCAUUGGCCUCUCUUGUCUAAACUCUAUCCCUUGCCUCUCUAAGAAAGUGAGAGGAGCGAGCGGUGGAGGCUUCUGAGUGUUCCCUGACUAGGAGUGCCAAGAUCUGCCCUUUCUUGAGAAGAGAACACAAAGAUAUUCCCCAUCUCCCAGCUCAUUGUCCCAUGGACCGUUCUGACCCAUGCACUGGCUGCAAGUCUUUGUAUGUGAAGGACUCCUCCCUCACCCACUUCAUUCAAAACCAAGGUAGAUAGGAUGAUGGAUUUUCAUUAUAAAAAGGUAUGCUGCUCAGAAAAGUAAGAAUUUACUAGGCUUUUCCUUGCACACUGCCAAAGGACCAUCAGUGUCUCUGAUGACAGAUUUGAAGGCAGCGGUGAAUGUCAUGAGGGAACAGGCAUUGCUUUCACAAACAGGACAGGGCUUGGAUUAAAGGUGUCUCACAUCACAGCUCUUGCCCCUCUUCUUAAUUAGUGAUAAUGUCCCUUUCCCUUUCACUCAGUAGAACUAUUAAUUGUGCAGAGUACCAUUGUGGAGAUUCAAAUGCAGCCCAGGUAGACAGCAAAAACAAAGUAUUAUUGUAGUAUGGCUUGAGUUAUUAAAAGUCAGUUUUAAAAAUGAAAUUGCUGUCUAAGGCUUCGUGGAUUCAUUCCUCAAGUGUCUUCUGAGUUUUUGUAGGAAAAUGAAUUUUAUUCUACCACAGCAUGGCCCCUGAGCAGUGUUUUUAUGAACACAAGAAGAAGGGUGUGAAUAACACACGAUUGAUUGACAGGUCACCUUCACAAUCCCUUGAAGAGAUUAUUUGUUGAAAUCUAAGUGGCUCCUUUGACAAUUCCUGUACCUAGGGAAAUUUGGAAAAGCAUGCCUGCCGGAAUGUAACUCUAUCACCUGGCCUACUAUUGCACACGUUUGAGUAUCGUUAGGUUAUGUGGUUUUCCUUUUUAAAAGGAAGAGAACCCCAUAAAAAACAUCAAGACAAGACCAUCUUUUGUUUCCUCCUCUCAAAUAUGCAAAUGAGAAGCAACCAAACGCCCAGAAUGCAGCUACAAUAUGUGACUUCACACACACACACACACACACACACACACACACACACACACACAUAUAUUCUUUUCAAAAACAUGGUGUAGCUAAGUGUAAGAAAUUAUCACUUGGGUCGUGGUUUUACUGCAGCAUUAAAGAAAACGCCGAGAGCGCUGCUGCCUUGUGCUGAUGGACCUGGUUGUGGGCAAUUGAGCUCAUGUCUUGCCACUGUCAUUUCCCAACUGUCAGACUUAAUGCCAUUCAACACCAUUAAACAGAAACUCUGAUAUAAAAGACACAAAAGCCUGUUUACAGACUUCACGAUUUCAGGCAAUCUGAAGCCUCUGUCAUCCUUGGUAUGUUACACACCUUUUUCUUCUCUCCCCAGUGGCAUCAUCAGACUCCUCCUGGCUUUUGAGACCACAGUAGUACGAUGCCACAGUUGGCCGAUCCCCGGCUUCUGUUAUUUCAACACAAGAGCAUUUGGCAGAGGCCAUUACAAUAGCUAGCCAUUAUGGGCAAAGAUACAGGAAUCCACAAACAAAAUCAAUCACUUCAAAUGGCCCAUAAAAAGAGGAAUCUCACAUUUAAUAUUCUACAGUAAAUAUUCACCCAAGAAAGCGCACAUUAAAAGAACAUUAGGAGGUAAAUAUUCAGUGUGCUGCGUGGGGACUUGGCUGUGUGGUUCCCAUUCCCAGGAAUGGGCAUUAGGGAGCUAAGCCCCUCACUUUGUUCACCCCGCUCUUUACUCCUUAGACAGAGGCACAGAAGCAGAUAGAUUCAGGGACACACAGGUUCUAAGAGCACGGAGUUCAGUGCUUCAUGAAAUGAAAUAAAAACAAACAACAAAGUCCUCUUAGAUUACUGCCAGAUUCGUGCUCCAGAAAUGGGGCACCUGUUUUUCAAUCCUCCCUGUCUCUAAGCCAUCCGAACUACAUUAGAGUGGACACAGAUGAUCUCAUAUUGAAAUAAACACUAUAUUUCAAAUGACUUUUUAGAUGGCAAGUGGAUGGUAGAAAGUGAAAGGCAAUGCAGAGAUGCUGUUAGGAUGAAGACGCCACUGUUUAAAUACCUACGGACCUGUUCUGUACUCUCCAGACAUUUGCCCUGGGUGAUUGACCCAGGGUCUCCCAGAGGGAAUCCUACCCCGACAGAAGACCCAAGCUUCUCUCCUGGUUGGCCCAUUCCACACCAGCUAGACUUCAUUCCUCAUCGUGCUCCUCUCGAGCCCCCAUCUCUUUACCAUCAACCUCUCCACAUCCUUGUGUCUUCUAAAGCCUCCAGUGCUGUGGUAGGGAGGUCCUUCCGGUGGUCUGUCAACUCCAGACCUGUCUAGGAACAGAUUCAGUGCAGGCCUCCUAAAGCAGCGGUGUGGUGGGUGCCAGAGUCUACCCCACUACAAGAAUGUCACCCUCUCUGAAGUUUCUCUAAACCCUCAAAACCUAAAAUCCAAAGCCUGAGAUGGUGGGGCAAGAGGCGUUCCAGGUGCCGAGGUUUUAACGCCAGCACCAGAAAACAUUGGAAGUGGAAAGCGGCCAGGAUGUUCCGAGGGCUUGGAAGGUUGUAGCUCACUCCCCCACCUACUCAGGGUACUGAAAUGUAAAUGAAAACAAAAGGCUGAGAUCCUGUUUUGUACUUGUGCCCCCGCGAUGACAUGCUACCUUGGAUCGUCCGUGUCUUUCUCUGUAUGUGUCUGUUAGACUAGACUGUAAGCUCCUUGAGGGCAGGGGCUGUCUCUCCUUUGUCUUUGUAGCCCCACACCUAGUACAGUGCCUUGCACACAAUAGGCGCUCAAUAAAUGUCUGUUGUUGGU
This is a messenger RNA of Microtus oregoni (creeping vole), 5077 nucleotides long. It is a transcript of the gene St6galnac5, whose product is annotated as ST6 N-acetylgalactosaminide alpha-2,6-sialyltransferase 5. Bases 271 to 1275 code for a protein of 334 amino acids. Lineage: Eukaryota; Metazoa; Chordata; Mammalia; Rodentia; Cricetidae. Gene Ontology annotation, molecular function: alpha-N-acetylgalactosaminide alpha-2,6-sialyltransferase activity. The record is from RefSeq and is a predicted model, not a curated record. The transcript has 5 exons. Gene Ontology annotation, biological process: ganglioside biosynthetic process; oligosaccharide metabolic process.